ACUAUAAUACAGGAAGCACCGACGCUGACAACUCGGGAUGCUGAAAUAAUAUUUGAGUGCGAAGAGCAUUCAGCUGUUUUAUAUUUGGCCAGAACAGUAAUGUUGGCAUAACUAGACCUCUGACAUGCAUUGCCAUAUUAUAAUUGCUGUGAUUCUAUGGUCUGUUGGUAUAGAGUCGCGGAAAUUGAGAGGAAUUUCUCUGUCGUAUAAAAGAUUCUACAGAGAAAGAAAGUCCUUCCUGUGUAUUGAUGGGUCCAAAAUGAUUCCCUUUGAGCAAGUGAAUGAUGACUACUGUGACUGUGCCGAUGGCUCAGACGAACCAGGCACAUCCGCCUGUCCUAACGGCCGAUUCCACUGCGCCAACCUGGGCUUCCGCCCUCACUAUAUCCCCUCAUCGCGCGUCAAUGAUGGCAUUUGCGACUGCUGUGAUGCUUCCGAUGAGUAUAACAGUCACACACGCUGCCAGAACUCCUGCAGGAAUCUGGGACGGAGGGAGCGAGCGGAGGUGGAGGGUCAGAUGAGGACUCUGGACGAGGGACUCCGGCUCAAGCAGCAGCACAUCGAGGAGGGGGUUUCGCUGUGGAGGGAGAAGCAGGCCCAGCUCCGAGACCUGCAGCGUCUGUCUGAGGACCUGCAGACCAAAGUGGAGGAGCACAGGAGGAGCAGAGGAGAGGUGGAGAGGCUCGCCCAACAGGAAACGAGGGCUCCGGAGGCGGAGGAUAACGGUGUCAGAAGUCAGAACAGGACGGCAAUCAGCAUUUCCCACACGUUGGACGGCAAUAACGAGAACAGGUGAGGACACUUGAAUCAUUCCCCCGACACGU
Messenger RNA from Osmerus eperlanus (European smelt), 824 nucleotides. RefSeq names its product glucosidase 2 subunit beta-like. Gene Ontology annotation, cellular component: glucosidase II complex. The transcript has 7 exons. The record is from RefSeq and is a predicted model, not a curated record. Lineage: Eukaryota; Metazoa; Chordata; Actinopteri; Osmeriformes; Osmeridae. Gene Ontology annotation, biological process: liver development; N-glycan processing. Gene Ontology annotation, molecular function: protein binding. Bases 125 to 796 code for a protein of 223 amino acids.